Messenger RNA from Bursaphelenchus okinawaensis, 1816 nucleotides. Lineage: Eukaryota; Metazoa; Nematoda; Chromadorea; Rhabditida; Aphelenchoididae. The record is from the annotation of a GenBank genome assembly.
AUGUCACGGUUAGGGAGUUAUUCUCGAACUUUGGACGAGAUCUUUGCCAUGAGUGCACCAAAGCCGAGACAAUCCACAAAUGGUUCUAAUGGUACUAGUACGACGGGAUCUAAAGGUAGCUAUUAGUUGAUAUAUCUUUUGAUACUUCUAUUCACUUUGAAGGCUUUAAAACUAAUAUUCAAAUGUUAUUUUCAAAAAUGUUUUAAUUUUGCUAUAAAUGACAAUUUUAUACUAUUAACUUAAAACUUGCAACUUGUGUGGCUACAAUUAGGUUAGUAACUUAUAAUUUAAUUGAAGUGUUAGAGUCAUCCCGUUCUCCCAUCGCCGCCUUGGGUGACAGGCCCACUACAAGGCACGGUCGAAGCUCAGAGUCUUCAUCGUCCUCAAACAAAACUGAAAGCAACAAACCCGAAAACAACGAGGUAAGACUGUUAUUACAAUAUUAUGUACAACUUCAAUAAUACCACAACUCCUACCUAAUUAACCGUAUUACUAAAGCUAUUACAGAAUUCUCGCAGUAGAGUAGAUGUGUGGACACGAGAGGACAGUACGGAGAAGGUGGCUGGACAAUUAGAUUCUGCAGAGUAGGUGCCAUUCUUGGUGUAAUAGAGUAUGUCAUGUGUAACAUUAGUACUUUUAUACAAAUAGUUACACUUUUUGUGUAAUAUUAACGUGUCUUAAUCAUUUAGCACGUUUUCUGUCAUCUUAUGUUUACCGAUACUUAAUGGACUUUGUGACACUGAAGUAUAAUUUUAGGUUGAUUCGUGCCUUAGGCUCAAAACGAAGAAACAUAGCUGAUUCUCCAAUUAUGGAGAACGAAUUGAGCGAGAUCUCGAGCAACUCCAGUGAUGCCAGUACCUCAAACAACGAAGUGAAGCCGUUCAAUCAGAAUCGAAGCCUCAAAACUACACCGUCAUCGAACCCCACAACAGCAGAAUCCUUCAAACUUCAAUCGAUUCACACAGCCACAUCCUCGAGCAGUAACAGUAGGGAUAGCGAGAAGACCGGCUCCAGACGAUCGUCCUUGAAAAUGGCUUCAGUUAAUGGUUCCACGGAGUCAAGGGAGGAAUCAGAUGAAGCCGAUCUACAACAAGAAUUAGAUGAUGUUGGUAGUGUCGUAUCAAGAAGGUCAUCAAUAGGGUCACACAGAGAUUCCACAGGGUUCAAAAGAGGAUCAGUACAGUCAAGAAGGGAUUCAGUGGGGUCACGAAGGUCAUCUACAGGAUCAAAGGCUUCAAAGCAAUCGUUAACAAAGGUUGAAGCGAUUACCGUACCCAAUGGUGUUACAGUACGAAGUGAUUCUGGUAAAGGACAAAGGAAACUGGGAAGUGCGAUAAACCAAGUCGAAGUUGCUCAAAGCGGUCGAGUGAAUGGAUUGCCCAGUAAUCGACCAACUACUUUCACCAAGGAUAACACAAGUGUUCAGGUAGGUUAUAGUUUACUGCGGGGCAUUUUGAGGCAUAUUUAUUUUAAAAGUGACUAUUUAAAAUGUUUUUAAAGUAUGGUUUAUAUAGUAAGAUUACAUAUUUAUUCGGACUAGUAAUGUAAAGUUGUGGCGGGAGAGAUGACUGUAUGUUUACUAUAUCAGACUAUUAUUAUAAAAUAUUGCUGGUUGAUAAGAAAGAAGAUACAAUUUUAAAAAGCACUUUGUACACAAUAAUGUUGUAGAUGAUAUCUGAAGGACCUAGAGACUUAAACAAUAUACUAUCUAACAAAUUGAAAGUUAAGAUAAGUAUUUUAGAUAUUGAAAGGAAACGUGAUAAAUGAUAAGGUAUCCAGUUUGAAUAAAUAUUAUUCAUCUUCUUCUAGAAAGUAG